Messenger RNA from Lobosporangium transversale, 985 nucleotides. RefSeq lists its product as hypothetical. NCBI's taxonomy places the organism in Eukaryota, Fungi, Mortierellomycota, Mortierellomycetes, Mortierellales, Mortierellaceae. Gene Ontology annotation, biological process: endoplasmic reticulum to Golgi vesicle-mediated transport; vesicle fusion with Golgi apparatus. The record is from RefSeq and is a predicted model, not a curated record. The coding region runs from base 152 to 940 and encodes 262 amino acids. Gene Ontology annotation, cellular component: membrane; trans-Golgi network. The transcript has 4 exons.
AUUCUCAGCUUGAAAGAGAGACCAAUAGAAGAACAGAAGCUUGAAUUUGCAGCGGAAUAUACAUUACUCUUUAUAUCGAGGAAUCAAUAAUAACUUAUAGCACCAACAUCAUCUAGCUUCAAUCGCUUCUCACCGCAAGGCUCAUACCAUCAUGUCGGUCCUCUUUGGUCAAGAUAAUCCAUAUUACGACCAACAGUCAAAUCUAAAUCCUGACAAUUUGCAAUUCUAUCAGAGUCAAUAUCCAGAUCCCUCCAAUGGCGCCUAUGGUGGGGCACAUACACAACAACGUUCUUCCUCGUUCCCUAGCAAUACGAUGUCGCCAGCACCAGACCUAGCCUAUGGUGGAUAUAAUGCGGCCAUUCCUGGGGGACAAAUGAACUCUCAGUCGGUCAGCUGGCUUGCUGCCUUCGGUGCUGGUGGCCUGGAAGGCGAACCACCACUUCUAGAAGAACUUGGAAUUAACUUUAGUCAUAUUAAAACAAAGUCCUUCACGGUUCUUAACCCAUUACGUCCUGUCGAUCGCAAUAUUAUGGAUGAUACGGACCUUGCAGGACCACUUUUGUUUUGUCUUGCAUUUGGAACAUUUUUGUUAUUGUCCGGAAAGCAGCACUUCGGGUAUGUUUAUGGUGUUGCAGUUGUAGGAUGUUCAGCCCUCUAUAUCAUUUUGAACCUGAUGUCGCCACAGGGCGUAGAUAUUCCCAAGACAGCAAGCGUUCUAGGAUAUUGCAUGUUACCCUUAGUCAUGCUGAGUAGCUUGAGCACUCUGUUUGUCUUGAACGGAGGUUUAGGCUAUAUUUUGUCAGUACUUGCUAUUGUGUGGUGCACAUACUCGUCAUCUGGAUUUUUCACGGCUGUACUCGGCAUGAACGAUCAGCGUUUCUUGGUAGCCUACCCUGUUGGUCUUUUCUAUGGUUGCUUUGCCCUUAUGACCGUGUUCUAAGUACCACAGCCUUUUAAUAUAAUAAUAAACUGAAUCACCAAGUCA